AUGCAAGUCCUCCUCCUAGGCGGCCACGGCAAAAUCGCCCUCCACCUUACUCCCCUCCUCCUCGCCCGCUCCUGGAACGUCACCAGCGUGAUCCGCAACCCCGCGCACGAAAAUGAGAUCCUGGCGCUGGGGAAGGGCCAAAAGGGGAAACUGAAUGUGCUGCUGUCGAGUCUGGAUGAUGUGAAGAGUGAUGCGGACGCGAAGAAGAUCAUUGAUGAUGUGCGUCCGGAUUAUGUGGUUUGGUCGGCUGGAGCUGGAGGAAAAGGCGGCCCCGACCGAACCAUCGCCAUUGACGAAAAAGCUGCAAAGCAUUUCAUUGCCGCGACAUUCGCCACACCCAGCAUUACCAAGUUUCUGCUCGUCUCGCAUAUUGGCAGUCGACGACACCAACCACCUUGGAUGAGUGAUGAUGACUGGGCUCGGCCGUUGCACGUCAACACCAAUGUUCUGCCCGUGUAUGCCAAGGCCAAGCUCGAGGCGGACGAGUAUCUGACUGCGUUGGCCGCGAAGAGGAAGCAGGAUGCGAGCGCUGGACCGUUCCAGUCGAUUUUGCUGCGGCCGGGGUUGUUGACUGAGACGGGUGCGACGCGGAAAGUGGCGCUGGGGAAGACCGGGGGUCAGGGGAGCGUGACGAGGGAGGAUGUGGCUAUUGUUGCGGAUAAGUUGUUGGCGAGGGGGGAUACGGAGGGGUGGUAUGAUUUGUUGAAUGGGGAGGAGCCGGUUGAUGAGGCGGUUGAGAGGGUGGUGAGGGAUAAGGUUGAUGCUGUUGAGGGUGAGGAUGUUCAGGGCAUGAUUAAGCGGUUUUUCCCGUAG
Messenger RNA from Aspergillus wentii DTO 134E9, 813 nucleotides. RefSeq lists its product as uncharacterized. The record is from RefSeq and is a predicted model, not a curated record. The transcript has 2 exons. Lineage: Eukaryota; Fungi; Ascomycota; Eurotiomycetes; Eurotiales; Aspergillaceae. Bases 1 to 813 code for a protein of 270 amino acids.